UCUCUCUGCUCCGCAGCAAUAUUCCAUGGCAGUUAGGGUCUGUUCAGCAGAAUGGGGAGGGGCCUUCUCUUGGAUCUGGAGCUCAGGUGCUUGAAAAGAGGUCCCCCCAUUCUUGCUCAGACACUAGACCUGUGAUGGAACCUGACUUGACUAAGGAAGAAUCUGAGAGGAUAACGGCCAGCAGGAACAGGCGGUUAUGCAGGGAGCGUCGUCGCAAUUCCCUAUUGCCCCUUCAAUGGAAAAUGGCACACAGCUCCCGCUGGAUGGCCCAGGUGGUGGCCUCAGAGUUCAGCCUGGUGGCCUUCCUCCUGCUACUGCUCAUGGUCUUCUCCAAGAAAUGGUUGUGUCCCUCUAAGAGUCGUUUCCAUCAGCGUUACCCCCAAAACGUCACUAAGAGAGUCUACACCUCCAUCCACAGUAUGUCCACAGGGCUCCUGUACAUCUGCAUAUCUAAAAGCUGCCCCAGCUCUGACAAUGGGGAAGACAAUUUUAAGAUGUGGACAAUCCAUCCAGUUUUUGGGGUGGCUAAGAUAAGUUUCACCCUGGCCGUAGGGCUGGGUUUUGUCCUCACCACCUGGCUGCACCUGCCGUACCUGCCCUGCCUGCAGAGAAUGCCUUUCUUUGGCUUGAUUGGGAUCAUCCUGAGCUUCUGUGAAGUCACCUUAAUUUUCCUCACCCUCCUGUUGUUCCCUGUUAACCUCUGGAUCUACGAGCUGAGGAAGAAUAUAUCGGUUCCCAUCGGCUGGAGCUAUUUCAUUGGUUGGCUGGUGCUCAUCCUGUAUUUCACUUGUGGGAUCCUUUGCUACCUCAACCACAAAAACUUCUGGAGCCUGAUUAUGAGCAGCUCCUCCAUCAACACUACUUGGAGCAGCUCGGAGCCCGAGUCUCUGAGGAGUGACUCACAGACCUCCAACAGACAGGAGAACAUUCUGGAGCCUACUGAGGAUGCCCAAAAGCCAUUAAGUCCAGAUAAAGCUGUCUUACCACCCCAGCCAGACACCACUGGCUAGGACUGUCCUCAUCAGGACAAAGGAUGAGCAAAGAAGGAUUUGGGGACCAGCUUUGCAUUCCUCUUCCUCAACUUGGCCUUGUCUGUGGCUCAGGUGAUGUGGAAUAAAUUGCCCAUGCCUUCCAUCCUUUCUGACGGUUCUUGAGGAGAACUAGAGGAGGGAGAGGAAGGGAGAAAAACAAAA
Molecule: messenger RNA, 1193 nt
Organism: Mastomys coucha (southern multimammate mouse)
Lineage: Eukaryota; Metazoa; Chordata; Mammalia; Rodentia; Muridae
Gene: Odf4
Product: outer dense fiber of sperm tails 4
Exons: 5
Coding region: 135-1010 (291 amino acids)
Cellular component (GO): plasma membrane
Source: RefSeq, a predicted model, not a curated record